AUGACUGCUACUAGCAUUCCAGAUAAUCGAGAAACUAUAAUUGAUGUUGAUGAUAAAGAAGCUAAGGCAGAAGAUAAUAGAGAAGCCAAGAAUAAUGAAAAAACUGUGCUUGGAACAGAAUACCCAAUGGUUAUUACAAAAUACGAUUAUAUAAAUAACAUUGAUAUUCCAAACAUGGAGAUUUGUUCUUCAGGUUUCUUUGAAAUAUUACGCUGUGAUACCAAAUUUAAUAAUCAAACCGAGAUCCAAAAUGGAUGCCAAAAAUACAUUUCUAGUCCUAACGUCACUGAGGGCGGUGGUGAUCGGAAACGUUGUCAUACCUUUAAAGCCAACAAAGACAUACAGUAUAUACUUGGAAAUCCCAAUGGUUUGAAAAAAUUGAAAUUUUAUUACAAGAUCGAUAAUGCAACGGAUGCUGUGAGAGAAAAUAUUGGUGUACCUUUAAUUAAUAUAAGGAUUUUUUCACCUGACUUACUGGAUGUCAGUGAGAUGGAUAAAGCUGUUCGAUCAAGACUUGACCUUGACUGGAACUUUAUACCUGGAAUAAUAGGACACGUUUCAUUGAUCAAGUUUAAGACAAGUAUAUAUAAAAGUAUACCACCUCGGGAUGUUUCUGCCAUCAUUGGACUUGGGCCCAACUAUGCAAUUACUCGGAGAUAUGAUUGCAUAGUCAAUUAUUUUCCCUUUGACCAGAAUCCACCACCUAUGCCAGAUGGAACCAAUGGUUAUUUUUCAGUUGCUGCUGGGGAUUUUGUACAAGAAGAAAUUUCUGAAAAGCGCACAACCACUAUUCUAAGUACCAUUGCAUCAGCUGGUGGUGCCUUUGGUGUCAUUGGCGCCAUUCUUGUGUGUUUAUUUGGAUCCAGAAUUUUGGAUCCAUGGGGUAUUGCAAGAAAAAUUGCAGUGAAUCCAUGGUAUUUGAAAGAUAUUUUGGUAGAUUUUGGAUAUAAAAUGAUAGGAAAACAACCAAAAAGUAGUACAGACAUUUUAAAUGAUGAACAGUUAAAUGCUGCAAUUCCAAGAAAAUUCUUGGAUACUUCAUUUCUUUCAAAUUCUUGA
Messenger RNA from Entrophospora sp. SA101, 1059 nucleotides. The record is from the annotation of a GenBank genome assembly. NCBI's taxonomy places the organism in Eukaryota, Fungi, Glomeromycota, Glomeromycetes, Entrophosporales, Entrophosporaceae.